Aspergillus alliaceus is the source of this 1569-nucleotide messenger RNA. RefSeq lists its product as uncharacterized. The record is from RefSeq and is a predicted model, not a curated record. The transcript has 2 exons. Lineage: Eukaryota; Fungi; Ascomycota; Eurotiomycetes; Eurotiales; Aspergillaceae. The coding region runs from base 1 to 1569 and encodes 522 amino acids.
AUGGUCCACGUUCAUGUUGAUCCCGAUAAGCAAAAGACAAGACAGGCCUUCGACAGAGACCUCGUUCCUCCUAAUUUGAUUCCGAACUAUUUCCUCCUUGAUGAUUUUGGGGGUCUUUUCCCGACUAGUUUCUGCGCCCCGCAAGCUGAAUCAGUAUCGUGUCCUAAAAAACUCACCGAGUGUGAAGAAUCUCAAAUGUACAGCUGGCUGGAAUCCAACGACUGCCGUUCGAUGGGUCUUAACGACAUAGCAAACAAAAGUUUGAUGACCCACGAGGCUAUGAGCAACGAUUUCGGCCACUGGCCUGACGCUAUUACGUCAAAGUGUUUUGAGAAUAGCAAGGCGCAAUCCCAUGAUGAUCGGACUCAGUUACCAUCGCAGGACCCGUUCAUGCAAAGUGCUCGAGAGAUAACCAUGCACGACGGCCAUGGCCAACACGAACAAUCCUCUAUCAAGCAAGAGAGGUCGAUCGGAGAAGAACAGGACCCGGCUGAUGAUGUCAUGUUUGGCAUAGCCCAUCCAAUCCCCAGGCUGCCCAGCUUAAUUAUGACCGGCAACAGUCUCAUAGGUCCUGAAACGGAAUCUGCGGCAACACUAUCCCUUAGAACUCCUGAUAAUUCAUGUGAGAUUCAGUACAACGAUGACAAUGUCCAAAAUCCAGAAUGGGAAGCCACUGAGCUGGAAGUAUCCGAGCUUUCAGAAGGAAGCUCCGUACGUAAUGUCAACAACUUCAUUCCAAUUAGCGGUCCUGCUACGCCGCCUCCCCGAUCGACCUUUGGGACUCGAGCACCCUGGGAUGCGCAACGCCAGAAUAUCAGCCGUGGCGAUACCCUCUGGGCCGACAGUCCAUGUGGGUUGAGCAUGACUGGACUCUGUGGCUACUUCAAUAAAAGCUUUGACCAUACUCUCCCCACCGUCAACAACGAUCUUCACAGUUUGCCGCUGCAGGAAAACGCGUGCCAAUAUUACACACAACCAGCAAUGUCUGCCUCUCAAAGAAGAUUCGAGAAUGUUGGUUUCGCCCUUGCCAAAGAACAUGCGGGUUGUCUAGGAUGCGAUCCAAUCCAGCUCUACUAUGAGAACUCCUAUUUUCACCACCUUGUGCACCCGAACCUUGCAACCAACAGGAGUUAUUUUCCUCGGGAGCAGCUGAGCGGUAAGCAAAUUGUUUACCGUAACGACAGUAGAGACGCGUUUCUCGUGGAAUGUAAGCGGCGCGGGCUUUCCUAUAAGGACAUCAAGAGAAUAGGUGGCUUCAAAGAAGCCGAGUCAACACUCCGGGGAAGGUUCCGGACACUCACAAAGUCAAAAGACCAGCGAGUAAGGAAGCCUCAGUGGCAGGAGAAAGAUGUAAAUCUGCUCUGCGAGGCAGUAGAUGCCUGCUUGGAAGGCGAAAAGCAAGCUCGUAGCGCUUAUAGUCUUAGCUCUCGGCCUCCCACUGCUUCCCAGCUGCCCAAGGUUUCCUGGAAGAGAGUAGCAGAGUACAUCUGGACUCAUGGGGGUUCAUAUCAAUUCGGAAAUGCCACUUGUAAGAAGAAGUGGUGCGAUAUACAUGGAUUGAAGAUUUGA